Messenger RNA from Medicago truncatula (barrel medic), 1767 nucleotides. Its product is annotated as zinc finger MYM-type protein 1-like. The transcript is spliced from 2 exons. The coding region runs from base 1 to 1767 and encodes 588 amino acids. NCBI's taxonomy places the organism in Eukaryota, Viridiplantae, Streptophyta, Magnoliopsida, Fabales, Fabaceae. Gene Ontology annotation, molecular function: protein dimerization activity. The record is from RefSeq and is a predicted model, not a curated record.
AUGAAACAAGAUCAACAUAUUGAAGGUUUGAUGUCUAAGCAUUCUCAAACAACUCGUAACUUGAACCGAAGGCGGUUGACGACCUCACUUGAUUGUAUUCGACUUGUAUUGAAGCAAGGAUUGCCCUUUCGUGGUCAUGAUGAAAAAAUAGAAUCUUCUAAUCAAGGAAACUUCCUUGAAUUGCUUAGAUGGUUUGCUAAGAGAAAAAACAAAGUGAAGCGAGUUGUAUUAGAAAAUGCUCCUGAAAAUGAUAAAAUGACUUGUCCGUCUAUUCAAAAGGAAUUUGUUAGUGCCAUCUCUCUCGAAACCACUAAAGCUAUUAUUGAGGAUCUUGGAGAUGAAUUGUUUGAUAUUCUUGUUGAUGAAUCAAGAGAUGUGUCUAAUAAGGAGCAAAUGGCUAUUGUUUUGCGCUAUGUUAACAAAUAUGGAUGUAUUGUUGAGCGAUUUUUGGGCAUUGUUCAUGUUACAACAACAACAUCCAUGUCUUUAAAAAUGGCCAUAGAUGAAUUGUUUUGUAAGCAUAGUCUAACUACUUCAAGAAUUCGUGGACAAGGCUACGAUGGGGCUAGCAACAUGCAAGGACAAUUUUCUGGUCUUAAAACUUUGAUCUUAAGGGAAAAUCUGUGUGCAUUUUAUGUACACUGUUUUGCUCAUCAAUUACAACUUGCAUUGAUUGCUAUUGCUAGAGAUCACCUUCAAGUUAACUCUCUUUUUAGUGUAAUAUCCACUUUAACAAAUGUUGCUGGGGGAUCUUGCAAACGAACUGACAUGCUUCGUGAGAGACAAAGAAUCUGUGUUAAGGAAGCAUUGGAAAAUGGGGAAAUUGUUAGUGGAAGAGGUUUGAACCAAGAACCUAAUAUGAAGCGUUCUGUUGAUACUCGUUGGAGUUCUCACUUUGCAACUUUGGUGAACUUGAUAUUGAUGUAUAGUUCUAUAACUGAUGUUCUUGAAAUGUUGAGAGAUGAUGUAUCAAUUAAAGAUGGAAGAGGUGAAGCAAAAAGUCUUUUAAUUCUCAUGAAUACUUUUGAUUUUGCACUCACAUUGCAUUUGAUGAAAAAGAUCUUAGGUUUUUCAAAUGAAUUGUCACAAGCAUUGCAAAGGAAAGAUCAAGACAUCGUCAAUGCUAUGAACCUAGUUAGCAUCAUAAAGGAGCGAUUACAAGCUCUAAGAGAUGAUGGAUGGGAACCUUUAUUGGAGGAGGGAAUCAUUUACCGCAUUGAAUUAUUUUAUACGGUUGUGGACAUGCAACUUGGAGAACUUAAUAAUCGUUUUAAUGAGACAAAUAGUCGGUUGCUCAUUUGUAUGGAGUGUUUGUGCCCAAACAACUCGUUCUCUAAAUUUGACAAAGCAAAGUUGAUUGAAUUUGCAAAGUUUUAUCCAAUUGAAUUUUCUCUAACUUCAUUGAAGUUGAUUGAUAGUCAACUUGAGACUUACAUCUUUGAAAUGCGUAGGAGUGUUGAAUUUGCAUCUUUGAAAGGAAUAAGUGAUCUUUCAAAAAAAAUGGUUGCACUCAAAAAACAUAUUGAUUAUCUUUUAGUCUAUGGACUUUUGAAGUUAGCAAUGAUUUUGCCCGUUGCCACAUCAACCGUUGAACGAGCCUUUUCUGCUAUGAAGAUUGUGAAGUCUAGAUUGCGUAAUCGAAUGGGAGAUGAUUGGAUGAAUGAUUGUCUCGUGACUUAUAUUGAGAGAGAUGUGGCGGACAAAAUUGAUGAUGAGUUGAUUAUUCAACGAUUUCAGAAGAUAGCACCGCGUAGGGGACAUUUGUAA